This is a messenger RNA of Daldinia decipiens, 1022 nucleotides long. RefSeq lists its product as uncharacterized. The transcript has 3 exons. The record is from RefSeq and is a predicted model, not a curated record. Lineage: Eukaryota; Fungi; Ascomycota; Sordariomycetes; Xylariales; Hypoxylaceae. The coding region runs from base 156 to 830 and encodes 224 amino acids.
UAGUCGCUUAUCUCCCUUUCUCUAUCUUGCUUCUCUUCGUCUGAUCAUAUUCACAUUUAUCUUUAUUCCAUAGUAAGUCAACAUUCUGUGAAAGUUGAAAACGGAUAAUCGCCUAUAUUUUCUUCGCUCUCUCUCCAUCUCUAUAUAUCGCCACCAUGUCUUCCGAUAACAAGAACCGUAUCCCCUCGCCUUACUCGGACGUGGAUCCUCAAGAUCACCAAUACCAGAGUCAUGUGAAGAAAAUUCGUCUUGUUGAUAGUGCUCGCAUCGGUCUCACUGGACUGGCCCUCCUCUGUGGCCUGACCAUCCUCGGAACUGCUGCUGAUACCCUAGCUGUAUAUAAUGCAACACACCUCUCGAGCGAUUAUCACUUACCGCUGUGGCCUGACCAAUUUGAUCUCCGACCCACGGUCGCUCUCGUCGUUGGCAGCACUAUUGUGGUCAUUACCAACAUCGUAUCUCUACUGUGUAGCAAAGUCAGGGUGCUUCGCAACCAGACCUCGGUCCACACGUCUCUUACUUUUGCUGCGCCCUUCGUUGGCUUUACGGCUGUCAUGAUCGGCAUGGUUUUCUUCUAUGCUGUCAAUACAUCAGCCACAAAUGAUACGCUACAGAGCUGGAGCUGUCAGUGGGGAUUUGCGAGCAUGGGUGCGAAGCCGCAUUUUGGCACUCUAUGCAACGAAAGCCGGGUAGCCCUGUACCUGUCUGUUAUAUUAGUUCCUGUCGAGUUGAUCGUCUUUACUGUCGCCGGCUAUCAAUCGAUCUUGGAGAGAAAAGCAAUUGGUUUUAUCCCGUCUCACAAGACUGGCAGUCCUGUACCAUCAGCGUGAGACUCAGUGUGAGACUCAGUGUGAGACACUACCAGGCAAUGAGUAGACCUAAUUGGCUCUCGACCUGCACACAACCGUGGGCUAAUGUCCUGCAAUAUGGAGACGAUCCAUGCAUAUUUGUCGGAGACCGGUCUUGAUAAGUGGUAAUAGGCCGUCGCCGAGAAGUGGCGACUCAAUAAACAUUAUCUGAAU